Molecule: messenger RNA, 2134 nt
Organism: Centropristis striata (black sea bass)
Lineage: Eukaryota; Metazoa; Chordata; Actinopteri; Perciformes; Serranidae
Product: AT-rich interactive domain-containing protein 1B-like
Exons: 5
Coding region: 236-2134 (632 amino acids)
Source: RefSeq, a predicted model, not a curated record
GGGGGGAAGAAAAAAAGUUUCGUUUAAACCUGGCAGAGAAACUUUCAACAUGAAGCCUCACUGACGCACCGUUUCACCACCACCACAGCAACACCAGCGCUAGAACAAAGCUUGCUUUUCCACUGAAUAUAUUUUUCUCCUCCCAGCUUGUGCUUUUCUUCCCUCUUGUAUUAUUCUCUGUGUGCAAGGCUGGUCGGGGCUUGCUGUCACUGCGCGCUGAGAUGUUGGAGUGACCAUGGCUGCGCAAGUUGCAUCGGCUCCGACCAGAACUAAUAACAAAAAUAAGAAAUUAUCCAGCGGUUUGGGUCCGGAGCUCAAUUCGGGGAAAUCCGGAGGAGGAGGAGGAGGAGGGACCGUACAGCGGACUGGACCGAUGCUGGGUGCCGGAGAUGGGACUCUGAAUAAUGUAGACCAUCACCGCCGAAACGAGCUCACCAUGGUUCAUUCAACUUCCACGACCCACAACGCGUCGGACGGCCACGACAAGGAUGGGAAUAACCUCACGUCCGCCUCGGCUUCGACUAAUUCAACCACUUCCUCGAUGGAAACGGGUUUGAUCGCAAACCACAAGCUGAAAUGUGUGGGGAGCGGAGAUCCCCCUCAGUCUCAACCGCCGCCGCAGCAGCUGCCGCCGCCGCAAUUCGGCCAAUUUGCGCCACAUCAGCAGCGACAGAUCCAAAGUAACAACACCGCCAACAACAACGGCCAGGGGCCCCGUGGGGACAGGGGUAUGGAUCACCAGCACCACGGCGGCAAAGAGAACCUGUUGGGGGGCCAGGGGGAGCCACAGCAGCAGCACAUGCCAGCAAAAGGUGAGGGGGACCUCACCUGUAAACCCGCGGAGAGGAUGAUGGGUACCAGGUAUGAACACACUAACUUGGGGCCAACUAGUAACAACUCUGAGUUUAAUAACAACUAUUACACUCCAAGGCCCUGUUAUGAGCAACAUGGCGGACAGCAGCAGCAGAGCAGUGGGAUGGGGAUAACGCACUCUUCGGCACAUAACAGCAUGGAGAACUCCCACGAAGCAGGGUACCACAACAGCCAGUACAAUCAGUACCCUGCGGCGUACCGAGCGGGCUACGGCGGCGGGGCCUACGGGAUGAUGGGCCCCUCUGGGUGCCGGCAACCUGGUAACAUGAUGAUGGGCAGCAACUCCUCAGCAAGCCACGGCAAGUCUCCCCUGGGAGCUGCUUCGGGUGGCUUUCAGAGGUUCCCGGGACAAACUCCUCAACAGCAGCAGCAGCAACAGCAGCAUCCCUCAGGGGCCACCCCGACACUCAACCAACUGCUGACGUCCCCAAGCCCCAUGAUGCGGGGCUACGGCGGUGCAUAUCAAGACUACAGCGGCUCCACGGCGCAGCAGCAAGCCGGCAUGGGCCUGGGGAAAGACGUGGGGCCCCAGUACGGAGCCACCUCCGCCCACGGCUGGGGAGGGCAGCAAAGAAAUCACCCGCAUUCACUGAGUCCAGGCAACGGAGGGCAAGGCCUCGGCAGGACGCAGGUGUCCUCCAUGGACUUCAUGGCUAUGAAGCGCUCGCAGCUGUACAGCAUGGCCAACAAUCCCUACUCCACCCCGCAGCAGCCAGGGGGCGGGCCUUACCCUCCUAGUCAGCCAUACACGUCGCCUCCUCCGCACAGAUAUCCAAUGAGCAUGCAGGGGAGGGGCCAAAUGGGCAUGGGCGGGAUGCAGUAUCCUCAACAGCAGCAGGUGGCGCCAUAUGGCCAGCAGGGGAUGGGGGGCUACACCCAGCAGCAGCCGCAGCAGCCGCAGCAGCAGCAGGGAAACCCUCCGUACUUCAGCCCCCCUCAGCAGACCCCACCAGGCCCGACCCAGAGCCCCUACCUGCAGCCUCGACCACCGCCACAACAGGAGGCCCAGCAGGAGACGUACAGCACCAGGGCUCCUGCCCCAGGGAACUCUGGGAAGGCCAACAAUGAGGAUGGAGUUCCCCAGGACCGCCCGUCCAGUCUGCCGCCUGCCAAGCUGCCGCACAGCCUCCCAUCCUCUGGGACAUGGGAGAGGAUGGCCAGCCAUGUGGAAAGACAGAGAGAGAGCUGGGGGUGGGAGGGUGAGGUGAGGAAGAGGAGGGGAGGGGGGGUUGAAGAGCAGGAUGAGAAAGAGAAUGAGUAA